This is a messenger RNA of Capsella rubella, 1571 nucleotides long. RefSeq names its product high mobility group B protein 15. Gene Ontology annotation, molecular function: DNA binding. The transcript is spliced from 7 exons. Bases 15 to 1379 code for a protein of 454 amino acids. The record is from RefSeq and is a predicted model, not a curated record. Lineage: Eukaryota; Viridiplantae; Streptophyta; Magnoliopsida; Brassicales; Brassicaceae.
AUAUUCAAGGGUAAAUGGUUAGCAAAGGAAUGGCAUCAAGCUCUUGUCUUAAGCAAGGGUCAGUGCCAAUGAACAAUGUUUGUGUUACCCCUGAGGCAACGUAUGAGGCUGUGGUUGCAGACCCUCGGCUUUUCAUGUCUUCCUUGGAAAGGCUGCACUCUCUCUUGGGUACUAAGUUCAUGGUUCCAAUAAUAGGAGGGAGAGAUUUGGACUUGCACAAGCUUUUCGUUGAAGUAACCUCUCGUGGUGGAAUCAAUAAGAUACUUAAUGAAAGGAGAUGGAAAGAGGUAACUGCUACAUUUGUCUUUCCUCCAACAGCAACAAACGCAUCAUAUGUCCUGCGCAAAUACUACUUCUCGCUGCUUAACAAUUAUGAGCAAAUCUAUUUCUUCAGAACCAAUGGCCAGGUUCCUCCAGAUUCUCUGCAGAGCCCAUCUGCUAGACCAGGCCUUAUGCAGGCAGCCAUUAGACCUGCACAUGAACUCCAAGGUCUAAACUUUACCCCACAGCCCAGGAUCAAUCCUGGAGAAUUCGCUGGAGGAUCUGCUGCUGAAGAAAAUGUGGUUGGAGUGAUCGAUGGAAAGUUUGAAUAUGGUUACUUUAUAACUGCAGAAGUGAGAUCAGAGAAGCUUAAAGGAGUUCUGUAUCAGCUUCUUCCCCCAGUCACAGUUGGUCAUCAAACUCCCCAACAGAGUCAUGGUGUACUCCCCAACACUUGGAACAGUUCUGCCAAUCCUCCGGGGGCUACAGGAAGAGUAACAAAACGCCGUAGGAGAAGAAAGAAAUCAGAGAUUAAAAGACGUGAUCCUGCACAUCCGAAACCCAACAGAAGUGGUUAUAACUUCUUUUUCGCGGAGCAGCACGCGAGGCUGAAACCUCUUUAUCCCGGUAAGGAUAGGGAUAUCAGCAGGAUGAUUGGUGAACUCUGGAACAAGCUGAAUGAAGAGGAAAAAUCGGUUUACCAAGGGAAGGCAAUGGAGGACAAAGAGCGAUAUCGAGUUGAAAUGGAAGAUUACAAUGAGAGGCUGAAGACUGGGCAGCUCAUAAGCAACGCUAUUCCGCUGCAACAGAGACUUCCGGAGCAAAACGUAGACAUGGCUGAAGCUGAACUUCCGAUAGAAGAAGGCGAAGAAGAGGACGAAGAAGGUGAUUCAAGCGGUUGCUCAGGUGAAAGCGAGCCACAUAAUGAUGAUCAGAGCGGAGAAACCGAUCCAGAAUUGGAAGAGUCAUCAAUGAACCCCUCAGUUCUAAACCCUAACCCUAAUCCAACUGAGAUGGUGGUGGCUCCUAAGGAGAAAAAUGGCGAUGUUGUGAUGGUAACAUCUCCAAUGAAGAAAGCCGAUGAGCCUACCGUGGCGGUGGUUGCUGAGCAGAACUGAAGAUAGGGCUUCGGGUACCUUACUUGGGGCAGAAGACAUUGUCUUUUGGUCUUAGUACUAUGGUUUUUUUUUUUUUUAUUGUCUUAAGAUUUUUCUACAGAAACAAUUUAGGGUUUAAGAGAGAGAAGGUUAUAACAUUUUGUUGGUCUUUUGGCAUUGCUAAGUCUUGUUUGAAGGAUUUUAAUUUUUUUC